This is a messenger RNA of Thunnus maccoyii (southern bluefin tuna), 4215 nucleotides long. RefSeq names its product acyl-CoA synthetase long chain family member 3a (gene acsl3a). Gene Ontology annotation, biological process: neuron differentiation; long-chain fatty acid metabolic process; long-chain fatty-acyl-CoA metabolic process. Gene Ontology annotation, cellular component: lipid droplet; endoplasmic reticulum; plasma membrane. NCBI's taxonomy places the organism in Eukaryota, Metazoa, Chordata, Actinopteri, Scombriformes, Scombridae. The coding region runs from base 500 to 2659 and encodes 719 amino acids. The record is from RefSeq and is a predicted model, not a curated record. Gene Ontology annotation, molecular function: long-chain fatty acid-CoA ligase activity. The transcript is spliced from 16 exons.
CCCAACACACAACACGACGCGCGUGACACUUCCGGGCUCAUAUUGUAAAGCACAAUAUGAAGAGAUAGAUGAGUUCACCUGCAGAGCUUGAACGCUGCGAGGCUGGAAGUCGGCUCUGUCUGUCUGUAACCUGAAAAACUGACGGCCGGGCGGAGGCGGACACAUUCACAGACAAAGAGGAGUUGGACUUGUAAAUCAGGUCAUGUAUGGAUUUUUCAGAAAGCCCCAGACCCAGCCUGUUUGUCUGAAACCACCAGGGGGCUGGACUUGUUUCUUUUGGCUGGCCUAGUGUGGACCUGAGGCCAUUUUAUUCCCAGGGAGUACAAGCAAAAACAAGUGUGGAAUCAGGACCUUUAAGAAAGACAGAAGGAAGAAGGAGUGGGGGACUGAAGAAAAGAGGGACCGACUGCAACCGCAGGAGCAGAAACUUUUUCUCACAACUUGUCUUCCUCCACACUCUCUCCUCACCACUCCUCAGCUACUUUACAGCUUCACCAACAUGAAGCUGAAGGAGGACCUGAACCCCAUGCUGCUGCUCCUCUUCCACCUCAUGGUGUGGAUCUACACCUUCAUCACCUUCCUGCCCUCCUACAUCCUCUGUUGGGUUUCCCGACCUGACGGGGUCUUCUACGGCUCUGAGGAGGAGCGCGCCAAGAGAGAGAAGGCCCGCUCGGUGCUGGGACGUCCCGAGGGACCCUACAGAGCUGUGAGCGCCACCAAAAGACUGGUGACAUCGCUGCACCCGGGAGUGGACACCCUGGAUAAGAUGUUUGAGUACGCAGCCAUGAGGUUCCCACAUAGAGACUGUCUUGGCACGAGGGAGGUGAUCAGCGAGGAGGAUGAGCGACAGAGUAACGGGAAGGUGUUCAAGAAGGUGGUUCUUGGUGAGUACCUCUGGCUCUCUUAUGAGGAGACCCUCUCUGCAGCGUCCCAGCUAGGCAGUGGUCUGGCAUCACUGGGGCAGCGACCAAAAAACAACAUCGCCAUCUUCUGUGAGACACGAGCUGAGUGGAUCAUAGCCGCCCAGGCCUGCUUCAUGUACAACUUCCCAUUGGUCACCCUCUACUCCACACUGGGGGGUCCAGCCAUUGCUCACGGGCUGAAUGAGGCUCAGGUUACCCACAUCAUCACCAGCAGAGAGCUCCUGGAGACCAGACUCAAGCCUAUCCUCAUUGAAGUUCCGAGGCUGCAGCAUAUCAUAGUUGUGGACAGCACACCAACGUCGUGGCCCGGCUACCCGCGUGGCAUCAGCGUCCACAACAUGGCUGCUGUUCAGAAGCUGGGAGCCAGGCCGGAGAAUGCAGCACGUGAGCGUAAGCAGCCACUGCCUUCAGACAUUGCAGUCAUCAUGUACACCAGCGGAUCAACAGGUGUCCCAAAAGGCGUCAUGAUCUCCCAUAGCAACAUUAUUGCUGGCAUCACUGGAAUGGCCGAGCGGAUACCCAACCUGUGUGAGGAGGACACCUACAUUGGCUACCUGCCUCUGGCCCAUGUACUAGAGCUGAGCGCAGAGCUUGUAUGUGUUUCUCAUGGCUGCAGAAUCGGAUAUUCUUCACCUCAGACUCUCGCUGACCAGUCAACCAAGAUCAAGAAAGGAAGCAAGGGAGACACCAGCCUCCUGCAGCCCACUCUGAUGGCAGCUGUGCCAGAGAUCAUGGAUCGUAUCUAUAAGAACGUGAUGACAAAGGUCGAGGAGAUGAACUGUGUCCAACGAACACUCUUCAUUCUGGCAUACAACUACAAACUGGAUCAGCUCGCCAAAGGUUAUAGCACACCUCUAUGUGACAAGUUGGUCUUCAGGAAAAUUCGCUCUCUCCUCGGUGGUCAGACGCGGGUCUUGUUAUCAGGUGGAGCACCGCUCUCUGCUGCCACGCAACGCUUCAUGAACGUGUGUUUCUGCUGCCCAGUGGGUCAGGGAUACGGCCUGACGGAGACUUGCGGCGCUGGAACCAUUAGCGAGCUGUGGGAUUACAGCACUGGGAGAGUGGGAGGGCCGCUGGUUUGCUGUGAGAUCAAGCUCAAAGACUGGGUGGAGGGUGGUUAUCGUAGCACAGACAAGCCGCAUCCUCGAGGAGAGAUUCUGAUUGGUGGACCCAACGUAACCAUGGGAUACUACAAGAACGAGGCUAAAAACCAAGAAGAUUUCUUUGUCGAUGAGAACGGCCAGCGAUGGUUCUGUACAGGGGACAUCGGGGAGUUUCACGAGGACGGGUGCCUCAAGAUAAUUGAUCGUAAGAAAGACUUGGUGAAGCUCCAGGCAGGAGAGUACGUCUCCCUGGGAAAGGUGGAGGCCAUGCUGAAGAAUUGCCCGCUGGUCGACAACAUUUGUGCCUAUGCCAGCAGUGAUGAGACAUACGUGAUUGGCUUUGUGGUGCCCAAUCAGAAGCAUUUCAUGGCCCUGGCUAACCAGUAUGGUAUCCAAGGCUCAUGGGAGGAGCUGUGCAACAGCAAGGCCAUGGAGGAGCUGGUCCUCAAGGUCAUCACUGAGGCUGCUCUAGCAGCCCAGCUAGAGCGCUUUGAGAUCCCUCGCAAGAUCCGUCUGAGUCCAGACCCAUGGACUCCCGAGACAGGAUUAGUGACUGACGCAUUCAAGCUCAAACGCAAAGAGCUGAAAACACAUUACCAGAACGACAUAGAGAGAAUGUACGGUGGGAAAUAAUGACAAAGACCAGCACAGCAUUGUUCAUUGUCAAAGCACAGACCAGACCAACACUUGACUCUGAAACACUCCCAAUACUCUCUCACUCCUCCCCCCUUUCUUCUGCCCCAUCAACAGAAAAGCUGGGUUGCAAUUUCUCCCUUUACUGUGCACAUAUUAAACAAUUCCACCAUGGAAACGGCUUUUACUUGAAUUUGUAACCAUAAACAGACAUAAAAAGUGCUUAAAUGGAGAAAUAUUAAGGAGAAGAAGAAGAUCCCUUUUUAUUGCUGCCUUUUCCCUUUUUUUCGUCUAGGUGUGUGACCUCUUUGUGGAGAUCUUUAUUGUUCCAGAUGUGAGUUAUGAAACAGAUCGUGUUUUAGCUGAUGUCUGUUGAACUCUUGUCUGAGUGCCACAGCAGAAGCUCAGGUCAGCUAGACAGGGUUGUUGCCUUGUUGCUUUGUGCUCAUCCACAAAACUCCAGAUUGAUUAUGUACAUCCCUAAAUCUUUUCUUAAGUUGUCUUUCCUGCAGGUCAGGAGAUGGUUUAGCUUUUUCCUCACAUGUUUUGAGUUCUGUGAAUGGUUUAUUUUAUUUCCCACCCGCGGUCAGACUCUGACUCCCAGGCUCGUGGGACGUCUCUCACACCAGCACAUCUUGAUUCCAAAAAGCACAAAGUCAUUUGAGGGCAAAUGCAAGCAGGUUGGUAAGACUGCUGAGGUCAUAUCUGGUCUAACAAUUUUUAUCUUUUCAUUGUCAACAGUGAGACUGUUGCUCCUUUUUUUUCAGGAAAAUGCACCUAACAGACUUAUUUAAAAGAUAAAAAACAAAGAUGCAUUGUUGUUUAGUUUAUUCAAUUUUCAUACAGUGAUAGAAUAUACUCUUCUAUGUGCUGUACAGACCACAGUGUGCACAAAAAUGCACAUUUACUUGCUUGUAUUACAGAUGAAAUUACUGUGUCGUCAUUGUCAUAUUUGAUAAAUCAUAGUGCAAUAUGAAAAUGUAUCAUUGCUGUCCGAAUAAGGCAGUCGAUUACAGAUAGGAUUCAAAUAAAGCUUUUUCAAUGUGCGUGGGUGCACUGGUUGAAGAAUUGGCAGACUUUUGCACAUGCGACUUUUGUGUGUGUGUAUGGUUAAAAUUCAUUUUGCAGGACUGUCAUCACCAGUUUAAUGCUUUGUUACAUAUUUUUUGUCAUCUGUAUGAGUAUGACUGAGUGUGUGACUCAUCAUGUCCAUACACAGCACAAACAUGGUCCCAGCAUCCCUCAUAAUGUGACACUUGUUGCCUUUUCUUGUGAUUCUGUGUCACGCCUUUCUAAUUCCUGGCUGAUUUGAUCUUGACUUGUACAUACAUGUAUGUGGAGCUGUGAUCAGUUCAUGAAGCAAAUGUAAAUCCUUUAUUUUAAUGAUAUUUAAUUAUAUCUAUUAUCAUAGACCAGUUUUGGAGCUCAACUAUCUCUCUAAAUGGAGACCCUGCCUUGUAACAUAAGUACAUCCAACUAUUUAUUUGUAAUUUGCUUUUGGAAAAUACUCGAAUGAAGUAAAUAAAGAUUGUGUUUGGUCUAAGUAUUUUAUUGGA